CUACUAGAAGGAAAAAGCCCCAUCUGAAGGGGGUUUUUGGAUGGGAUUUACUUUUUAUGGCAAUUCAAGGAAAUCUCCCAAAUCUUUUCUCCAUGGCGGUAUGGCUAUGGACGAUCGCGGCGUUGUGCAUAGCUCUGGUAUGGAAGGGGGCGGCAAAGCUGUUGCUCAAGCCCUGGAUCCUGGAGGCCAAGCUGCGGCAGCAGGGCAUUCGCGGCCCGCCCAGGUCGAUUCUCUCUGGAAAUGUUUACGAGAUCUUCCAAAUGCGCGCUCGUACAGAGGCCGAAUGCAUCCAAGGGCCGAUCACUCACGACAUUGUGGAAUACGUCCAGCCACACCUCCUCCAUUGGGCAAAACUCUAUGGACUUCCUCUGCUGUGGUGGUGGGGAACCGAGCCUGGCGUUGUUCUUACAGACCUUGACAUGAUCAAAGAGGUGCUCUACAACAAAUCUGGAGCGUUUUGGUCUCCGGAGUGGCAGCGAAAGUUCCAAGUCGAUAUUCUGGGCCGAGGCCUCGCUGUCGUGAAUGGAGACGAAUGGGCCUUCCGGCGUCGCAUCCUCGCGCCUGCCUUUCACGCAGAGAAGAUCAAGUUCAUGGUAGGGGGCAUGCGAGAUUGCGUAGCAGAAAUGCUGGAGAAAUGGAAUGCUCUCACAGAAGGCAAAGACGAGCCCAUCGAACUGGAAGUCUGCAAGGAACUCACGACGCUAACUUCGGACAUCAUAUCUCGAGCAGCGUUUGGCAGCAGCUAUAAGAAGGGUCACAAAGUUUUCGAGCUGCUGGAUCAAGUGGGAGGGCUUGUCUACAAGAAGUUCUCAUCACCAUGGAUACAGAGCAUGCUUCCAAUUUGCAAACUUAACAGGGAAAUCAAAACUGCCAACUCCAAGCUCCGCUCGACGCUAGAAGAGAUUGUCCAAGCGCGAAGAGAUCAAAAGUUGGCGGGAGAGAUCGACAACUAUGGAAGUGAUUUGCUCGGGAUUAUGCUGGACGAAGUUGAUGCCGGGCACCACGACGACAAAACCGGGCUCUCCUUCACCACAGACAGCCUGAUGGAAGAAUGCAAGACGUUCUACAUCGCGGGACAGGAGACCUCGGCUAAGUGGCUGGCAUGGACGAUGAUGCUCCUCGCCGCAAACCCCUCCUGGCAGGAGCAAGCCCGAGAGGAAGUCCGCCAAGUCUGCCAGUCCCAAGCACCAGACGCCGAGAGCUUGAGCAAGCUAAAGAUUGUCGGGAUGGUGCUCAACGAGAGCUUGCGCUUGUACCCUCCUGCCGUUUUCAACGUCCGGAGCUGCUACAAAGAUGCCAAGCUUGGGCAUUUGUCAUUCCCGGAAGGAAGCGGAGUGAUCAUCCCCAUCCUCUACCUCCUCCACGACAAGGACAUCUGGGGCGACGACGCCAACGAGUUUAAUCCCCAGCGCUUCGCGGAUGGCAUCUCCAGCGCCUCCAAGAGCCGCCACUCAUGCGCGUUUCUUCCAUUUUCUCAGGGCCAGCGUGUGUGCCUGGGCCAAUCCUUUGCACAGAUCGAGGCCAAGGUCGCCAUGGCCAUGAUCUUGCAGAGAUUUAGCUUCCGGCUAUCGCCCACUUACCGGCACAGCCCCGUGCAUCGGCUAGCGCUCCAGCCACAGCACGGCCUGCCUUUGCUCCUCGGAAGACCAUAAAGGUCCCGUAAAAAAAACCGUAAGACAAAGGUUUCAUAAAUGCAGUAGCUUACCAAUGUUACAAGAUGA
Molecule: messenger RNA, 1721 nt
Organism: Selaginella moellendorffii
Lineage: Eukaryota; Viridiplantae; Streptophyta; Lycopodiopsida; Selaginellales; Selaginellaceae
Product: cytochrome P450 72A15
Exons: 5
Coding region: 57-1652 (531 amino acids)
Molecular function (GO): monooxygenase activity; heme binding; iron ion binding
Source: RefSeq, a predicted model, not a curated record